Messenger RNA from Sardina pilchardus (European sardine), 1654 nucleotides. It is a transcript of the gene oip5, whose product is annotated as opa interacting protein 5. The transcript has 5 exons. Lineage: Eukaryota; Metazoa; Chordata; Actinopteri; Clupeiformes; Clupeidae. Gene Ontology annotation, biological process: CENP-A containing chromatin assembly; chromosome segregation. The coding region runs from base 205 to 777 and encodes 190 amino acids. Gene Ontology annotation, cellular component: chromatin; chromosome, centromeric region; nucleus. The record is from RefSeq and is a predicted model, not a curated record.
UGGAGCCAUACUUUUCUUGAUAUGUUUUUGUCUCCUUCGGGCACGAUAUCCAUAGGUGGCAGUAUACCAUUACGUUAUGUUGUUCCCAGCGCCCCUAGCAGAAGAAGUACAACAGGAAGAGAGCGCGGUAUUUGUUUGAAAUACAACGAUGUAUUUACAAAUGUAGAUUCUUAGCCACGAAUCAUUGAUUUUUAUCGAGAGAAGAUGUCAUGCAGCCAACACAGCUCGUUUAAUUCUGUCAGCAACACCGAUUGUUCUCUAUCCAGCGUUAUAUUAGAGAAAUUCAAGGAUGUUAAUUUGGAUGCAACCAUAAACGGCAAAAUUGAUUACAAAAGCACCCUAGUGUUACUUUGUGCAAAAUGCAAUGUAAUCCUGGGCGACUCCCUUGGAGUGUGUGGCGAAUAUGCUGACUUGAACUCUGUCAUCUGUUUAAAAGUCACUGAAGAUGUGAUUGUCAAAGGCGAUCAGAAGCCCAGCCUUGAGGGCCCACUCGCUACUUGUAUAUACUCUUCUCUUCAGUGCUCUGGCUGUUUUUCUGUUGUUGGUGGAGUGCUGCAGGCAACCCCACCACAUUUGUCAGCGGUGCGUGACUAUUUUCUUCUACAGAAAGACCGCAUCAACUGUUAUAAUAUAGUGAACAGCACAAUGUUGGAAGGAUCCACUCUCAACUUCGAGCAAAAAUCCAUUGGGGAGGAAAUCUUCAAGCUCAAACAGGAGCUAGAGAGUGAAAUGAAGAGACUGGUGCUCCUAAAGGAUUUGCUCUGCCGGGGAAAUUAACCAGAGGCAUGGGCCAGAUAGGCCUCGAUACAGAAGUCCCCUUAUCGCUGAACAAACAGUCCAACAGUCUCGAUCACCUAUUCUGUGUAAAGUGUAAAUAUAUAGGUAUUGACGUGGAAGUAUGUGCAUUUUGUUGUAGGUCAAAGUGGUUGUUCUGUAACUGCAAACAAUUCAAAUUGAUGGUAAUAAAAUGUAGGUCUAUGGUGACAUUUAUCUAAACUACAUGAAUAUUUUAGAAUUUACUAAAUUUGCAAUAUGUUGUGUAAAAUAUUAUUUAACGUUCAAUUGAAUUAAAAAACAACAGAUGACCGAAUUUCACUGGGCAUGUAGCAUCAGUCACAAAAUCAUGUUGUUUUAUCCUUUACAAUAUCAGAUCUAUCAGACCUUAUCUGAUACAAAAUGGCACAAAACGUCUUACACAAGCCAUGAUGGUUGUUUCCCAACUGAACAAUUGCAAUUCAUUGCUAGCUGGCUUACCUGUGUGUAGUGAGUGAGAGACCAUUACAUAUGAUUCAGAGUGUUGCUACAUGUCAGCUAAAGACCCAUGUAAUUCUGUUGGUUACUGUUCACUGGCUUCCUAUAGCAGCCAGAAUUCAAUUCAAAUCCCACACUCAGUCUGGCCUAUGAUGAGUCUGCUGUGCCCACUAUUCUUUAACACUUAGAGGUCACAAUCAAGACUGUUUUCCUUUGUGGUUCCUGGUUGGUGGAAUGAGUUGCCUGUGUUCUUGUGAUUUAGGACUUUCGAGAAAUCUUUAGAGACUCAUCUACUUACCUUACACAUAGUUAAUCAAUUCUCUUAUAGAGCUAUGGUUUAUAUGUUUAUGGGUUUUGUUCAUGAAAACUCACAAUUUCCAUCGUUGAUAUUGUUGUUACUACU